GAGGGAGGAAAAGAGGAAGGCUCUUAGAUAAGAAAGUGAGACAGAAGAGGAUGAAAGAAGAGACGGAGGAAGAGAAGCAGCAGCAGCAGUUGAUCUGAUCUCUCUUAGGUGUGUCAUGGAUUUGUGGAGCAGUAUUGCAGUAGUAAAUGAACUGCUCUGGAAUUCUGUACCUGGUCCAGUGGAAUAAUCAGGAAUCUUCAGGGGAAUAGUCUGGAAUUGCAGGGCUGGAGCUGUCAGCGUGAUCUCAUGAUGCCUUCUGUGUCCCUAAGUAUGCCACCGGCGUUGGCUGGACGCACUCGGACAUGGGUCUGCCUUUCCUGCAUGUUCUGGCCGGAGGAUUUUGAGGCUGUUCACUCCCACACAUUUCGGGUGAAGACGUUUAAGAAGAACAAGCACUGUGGUGUGUGUAAGCAGACGCUCAGCAAAGAGGGACUCAUCUGCAGAGUGUGCCGGUUGGCUUGCCACAAGAAAUGUGAAGUUAAGGUUUCAUCCUCCUGUGUUCCCACUGCUAACUAUGAACUGGCUCCCAGCAACGACAUCCCAUUAAAACAUGUAGAAACGAUGGGAUCGACAAAAUCUUCCAAAAGCAUGGAGUCACGCCGUAGACCGUCCAGCCGGAGCGUGAGUCUGAUCCAGGCGAUGGAGGAGAACUAUGAGGUAGACCUGGUGUACAUCACAGAGAGGAUCAUAUCUGUGUCUUUUCCAAGCAGCGUUGAGGAACAGAGCUACAGUGCCAACCUUAAAGAAGUGGCCAGCAUGCUCCGCUCCAAACACGGAGACAACUACUUGCUCUUCAACCUGAGUGAAAAACGAUAUGAUAUCUCCCAACUGCACCCCAAAGUGCUGGACUUUGGCUGGCCCGAUCAUCAUGCUCCAGCUUUGGAUAAGAUCUGCAGCAUAUGUAAAGCCAUGGACACAUGGAUGAGCGCUGACAGCCAUAACGUUGUGGUUCUGCACAAUAAGGGAAAUCGUGGGAGAACCGGGGUCGUUGUGGCUGCAUAUAUGCAUUAUAGCAACAUUUCGGCAAGUGCGGACCAGGCUCUGGACAGGUUUGCUAUGAAGAGGUUUUAUGAAGAUAAAGUACUUCCUGUGGGCCAACCUUCCCAGAAAAGGUAUGUGCAGUAUUUCAGUGGGCUGCUCUCUGGCCACAUUAAGAUCAACAACAAGCCUCUGUUCCUUCAUCAUGUCAUCAUGCAUGGCAUUCCCAACUUCGAGUCUAAAGGAGGGUGCCGCCCUUUCCUCAAGAUCUACCAGGCCAUGCAACCAGUCUACACAUCAGGAAUCUAUAAUGUGCAAGGAGACAGUCAAACAAGCAUCUGCAUAACUAUUGAACCUGGUUUGCUGUUGAAGGGAGACAUUUUGCUCAAGUGUUAUCACAAGCGCUUCCGCAGCCCGUCCAGAGACGUGAUUUUCAGAGUGCAGUUUCAUACCUGUGCCGUUCAUGACCUAGGCCUUGUCUUUGGCAAGGAUGAGCUGGACGAAACUUUUAAAGAUGACAGAUUUCCUGAAUAUGGAAAAGUAGAGUUCGUCUUUUCGUUUGGGCCAGAGAAAAUCCAAGGAAUGGGCCACCUGGAGAACGGACCCAGUGUGUCCGUCGACUACAAUACCCAGGAUCCUCUCAUCCGCUGGGAUUCCUAUGAAAACUUUAAUCAGCGCUAUGAAGAUUCGAUGGAAGACGUUAUUCAUAUGCAAGGUCCUCUGGAUGGUAGCCUCUACGCUAAAGUCCGUAAAAAAGAUUCACUGGAUGCUACAGCUAACGGCCUUCCCACAGCAGUUGAGCCCACUGUUGAACACACUCCUGCCCCAGUGGAUCACGCUCUGUCUGUUAGCAGUGAUUCUGGAAACUCCACUGCCUCCAUUAAGACUGAUCGCACUGAUGAACCUGCUCAGCAGGCAGUGCCAGUAAUCCAGCAGCCCAAUCAACCCCUCAGUCCUGAGGAGAAGCAAGAGCUGGAUCAACUGCUCAGUGGCUUGGAGGCGCCCAUGCACCAGCCAAGUUACCAAAAUAGUCACGGGGGAGGAGGUGGAGGAGGAGGUGGUAUCCUCCACCUUGUUCCAGCACAGGUUCAUGUCAAUGGACACAACAGCAUAGAUAGGGAAACGGACAUCCUGGAUGAUGACCUGCCCAACAGCCAAGAAGGCAACAGUGUGGACAGCUUAGGUACUCUGUCCUCGCUUGAGGGACGAGCCACCCCAGCUGACUUGUACUAUCAAUCUGAGACAGUGAUCAAUGGGCAGGGCAUGCCCUACUUGGAGGGAAGCAGGCAUGGAAAGGACACAGAACCUGCAGCGCUACAUUACGGCUCUCUGUCCUCCACCCAGGAGAGUCUGGGCAACUCUGAGCUACCAUCCAGUGGUUACGCCAGCCACAAUGGAGGCAUCUGUCGCUCACAGUCAUUUGGAGCCACUCCCAGUGCGGAACAGAAGCUCAUGCCCAAAGCUCCAGCACGUACCACCAGUAGCAGAGAUGCUGUUCAGCGUGGGCUAAAUGUCUGGCAGCAGUUUGGUGUUACAGAGGAACCAGUUGUAGAUGGGGUACACUUCAGCCCUGCACUCCAGAGCCACAGUCUGCCUGAUUUCCCUAAAGCUCCUUCACAGAAUGAGAUUGAACAAUCAAUCGAGGCUCUCAACCUGCUCAUGCUGGACUUGGAUCCGGCUCAUAUGCAAGUUCCCAAGUCUUACAGUGCCCCUUCUGGUGAUGGCACUGUCAUCACAACCCAGCCAUCCUUCUCCCAGACGCAGGCUCGGCCUUCCUAUCAGGCUGAUACCGCCAUACAUUCAAGGAUUGAAUAUCCGCAGCCCCAGCAAUAUAUCUCCCCUGUCCAAAAGACUCCAUCUACAUCGCAGUCCCAACUCACAGAACCAUCCUAUCCUCAGAGUCCUCAGAGGUCAGCAGUUCCAUGCCACUCCUCAGUUCCAGAUGUGACUGGUCUGAUCCCCUCUUCUGGACCCUCUCCUACAGUUAGUAGUCUGGAUCUGAAGCCCAUUAACGCUUAUCCCCCCAGCACAGUCUCUCAGUUUGCUGAUUCUCCAGAGGAUAGCUCACACAGUGCCCCCUUCAGGGGCUACUCAGCUUCUUCCCCACCGCCAGGAGAGGCUGACCCUGAGAACACAAAUCACCACCUGGAAGGGCUGGUGGCUCACCGUGUGGCAGGGGUUCAAUCACAUGCGGCACCAACGGAGGAAGGCUCUGGACCAAGACGACAACGGACUACCAGUGAAGGACAGUCUCGUGAUGAAAGCCCUACCCGAGUCCGCUCCCCAAUUCGCUGCAUUUCACCAGAGCUGGCUAAUACCAUUGCUUUAAACCCAGGGGGACGGCCUAAGGAGGGACAAAUGCACAGUUACAGGGAGGCUUUUGAAGAGACUGAUGGGGGCCCAGCGAGCCCUCCAGCAUUUGUGGGCGGUGAGGUCCUACCCCAAACCCCUGCAUUCCCUGUCUCGCCACAAACCCCUUACUUCAACCUGUGUCGUUCUCCUCCAGGUUUGGCUAAAACACCACUGUCCUUCCUGGGUCUGAAGCCACACAACCCUUCUGAGAUCCAACUCAACCAGACAGGCUCAGAGCCCCGGAGCUAUGUGGCGUCUGUUGCUCGUUCAGCAGCAGUGGCUGGGGGGCAACCAUCCAGUCCUGUGUCUCCUACUUUUGAGAGUAACAGCUUGGCCAGAGGAGCUUCUCAUCCGUUUAACCCCCCACUUUCCUCCAGCAGCCCUGUGCAACGAGCAGAGGGAGAGCAUGUAAUGAAUGAUAGCAGAAUGGGCCUUAGCACACCAUCUGAUGGAGUGGGAGACUCUGGUUUCCGCUCUUUGCCCUCUCAGAGCACUUCACAAACACCAACUCCUAUUACCUAUCCUUCUUACUAUCAGCCAGAAGCAGCUGGCAGCCCAGUGCUUCCAAGGCAUGGCAUGGUUUCACAGGCGACACAAAGUAGCCCGCUGCUGAGUAGACAGAUGCCCAUUGGCCAGGGCACGCAGAGCAGUCCCGUGCUGAACAGGCAAGGUUUCCAAACUGUGUACCAGCCAUCUCUUGCCCAGCCCAUGAUUCAGCCUACCCCAAGCAGUCCAGUGAUGCCCAGACAGAUGCCUGUAAGCCAGGGCACACAGAGCAGCCCCACUCUGAGUACACAAGGUCUUCAAAGCCCCUCGCUUGGCUAUCAGCCAUCCCUUACCCAAUCUGUCAUCCAGCCCAGUCAGGUUAGUCCAGUGUUAAGUAGGCAGACAUCACUCACCCACACGGGACAGAGCAGCCCCAUCCUGGGACGCCACCCCUCUGUCACUCAGGUGUCUCAUACAAGCCCCAGCCUGGACAGGCACCCAAUGCACAGUGGGUACACCACGCCAGAUGAGAGACAUGGUGCCCUGUCACGCCAGAGCAGCUCAUCAGGCUAUCAUCCACCCUCCACCCCAUCCUUCCCUGUCUCUCCUGCUUCCUUCUCUGAUGGCUUUCAGCAGCCUCAACUGCCUGAGAAAAGGCGCAUGUCGAGUGGCGAGCGCCCGAAUGGUGUACUCUCCUACGGCACCCUUAACGGAAAAGUUUCAUCACCCAUGUCCAGUGGAGGGAGUACUCCAAGUUCUCACUUCUUUCAUACACUUCCAGAUUUCUCCAAACUCAAUAUGUGUGAUGGAAGCCCGGAGACCAGGAUGAAUGUAAAGUUUGUCCAAGACACUUCCAAGUUUUGGUAUAAACCAGACAUCUCCAGAGAGCAAGCUAUUAAUAUCCUGAAAGAGCGUGAGCCAGGAGCCUUCAUCAUUCGAGACAGCCACUCCUUCAGGGGUGCUUAUGGUCUGGCCAUGAAGGUGGCCUCCCCACCUCCUACAGUGCAGCCACCUAAAAAAGGUGACAUCACAAAUGAGUUGGUUCGCCACUUCCUGAUUGAGACAAGUCCAAAGGGCGUGAAGCUGAAGGGAUGCCCCAAUGAGCCCUACUUUGGCUGCCUCUCUGCAUUAGUGUAUCAGCACUCCAUUACUCCACUGGCUCUGCCUUGCAAAUUGGUCAUACCCACAAAAGACCCCAAUGAGGAGAUAACAGAGGUUGCCACUCCAGUAAACCCAGCUACAGAAUUGCUCAAACAGGGUGCAGGGCAGAAGAGUCCUGUUGAAUCCCAUGCUUGCAACGUUCUGUACAUAAAUUCAGUGGAUAUGGAGUCUUUGACCGGCCCACAGGCCAUCGCCAAGGCGAUCUCAGAGACCAUGGCAUCCAACCCUGCACCCGCUGCCACGGUGGUCCACUUUAAGGUGUCAUCACAAGGCAUCACCUUAACAGACAACCAGAGAAAACUUUUCUUCCGACGUCACUACCCCAUCAACACAGUCACGUUCUGUGACCUUGAUCCCCAAGAGAGGAAGUGGAGUAAACCAGAAGGUGGCACUGCCAAAUUUUUCGGUUUCGUGGCCAGGAAGCAGGGAAGCACAACAGACAACGUCAGUCAUCUGUUCGCUGAGUUGGAUCCCGACCAACCGGCCACCGCCAUCGUCAAUUUUGUCUCCAAAGUGAUGAUUGGCUCUCAAAAGCGAUGAGCUACUCUGGGAAAUUCUGCUUCCCCCCCACCCCCCACCCCCCAGAGGACUGAUUUCCCCUGCGGUUUCAUUCUGAUGUAUUCAAAUCUUUCACUGUGUGUGUGUGUGUGUGUGUGUGUGUGUGUGUGUGGUAACGAUUGGGUAAAUAUUAAAGUGUAGGUCCAGGUGUUAGUGUGAGCUUGCAUGUGUGCGUGCGCGUGUGUAUCGGAAGGUGUGAACCGAUGGAUUUGGGAGUUGAGCUCAGAUGGGGACAGAGGAAGUGCAGUGAUAAGGAGGAGGAGGAGGAGGAGUCGUGUGGUGAGGAAGAGAAGAGGUGUGGAAUUCAUCUCUGUGCAGGGUUAACUUUAGAAAGGAGGGAUGGAUGUCUAAAAGUUGUGGGUUUUUAUAAUAAAAAGGGAAAAAGGGAAAAAAAAAGGUUGAUGAGACUGAUAUCAGGCUUUUGAAUUACCAUACCAAAGAUGAGACUGCUGUCAAGAUAUACAUGGACUUUUUGUUUGUAAAAUAAGACUGCUUGUUCAGAGGAUUAUAGGUUCCUGUCUAUACAUAAAUAUCGAUAUUCUUUUGCUUUCUGUGAAAAUGACAUCCGUAUUCUCUGGUUAGAAAUCCGAAAUAUGGCGCAUGUUAUCUCUUAUGUCCGGGCUGCACUGGCUCAUAUGGAGCAUGUUGGAUUAAGAAAGGCUUACCAUAUACAUAAAAGAACAAACAAGCAAACAAACAAACAAAAAAACGUGGGCCAGAUUCCACUUUUUCCUCGUAAUUUUUUCUCUGUUACCCAUAAAGGUUUCUUCUUUCAGCCUUCAGCAGUGUAGAACAUUCAAAGAUUAUACAUCAGUCUUGUCACCUUGGUUGGUCUGACGAUGUUGUGCUCACCAGUAUCCUCGCUGUUUCUUUCUUGUUCUCUCUUGCUCUUUCUUUCUCUCUGUCUGCGCUCUCUUCCUUUGUCUUCUGAUCACACAUUUCCAGAGAGCGAUCAGUUUUCUCAUUGCUAUACCCACUUCCAAGCAGUCAGUGUAGUGCUUCUGGGACAGAUUUGGAUUUAUUAGUGCCUAAAGUAUCCAUAGGCCUUUCUUAAAACACACACACACACACACACACACACACACACACCUUCACAUAGACAUCACACCCCAAAGUAAGCUAAAUGUAUCUUUAAAAAAAAAAACAGUAUGUCUAAAAAUGACUUAAAUGAAUAUUUAUUAUUUUGCUACAUGAUCUAUGUUAACUCAUAUACUUGCAUAUAUUGUAUAGUCUACACAAAGAUUACAAAAAAAAAGAAAGAAUGAAAACAAAACAAAAAAAACUAUUUUGGCUAAGAUAUCAAAAUCAGGCGGUUUUGAGACGUCUUUAGUUAUGAAUGAUGUAAAGUGUAUGUAUUGAAAACCUAUUGCGUUUUGAAUUUUUUUUUUUCUUUUUUCACUGCCUUGAUUUAUUUUGAGCUUUUAUUUAGGAGCUGACACUGUUUUUGUAGAGGGGAAAAGGAUGUACACGUUUUUUUGCAAAAAGCUGAGAUCCUACGCUUUUACCCACGCUUCACGUAUAAAAAGAAAUGUACACAAAGUGCAAGUGUUUUCCAUCAUAUAUAUAUAGAGAGAGAGUUCACUUGCUCUGCUAACACAUCAUCCCAUUAAAAUGUAUUCGUUUUCCCUAUCCUUCGCACACUAUCCGAAAAAGAAAAAAAAAAAAACUGAGCAAAAAAUGUUGUCCUUUUUGGGAAAAUAUCCACAGUGCCAUCAUGAGGCGUAGUCAGGUGUUGCGUCUUUUCUCGUUUCCUCACAUUUCAGAGCCUCCUAAUUAUUUGGGGAAUUACUGCAGUGUUUUAACUGUAAUUUAAGAAGAAGAAGAAGAAGAAAAAAACAAAUUAGGUCAAACGGGUGUUUUCGUGUUUCUUAUGCCAACUUUACCAUUAAAAUCCCAUCAUUUCCAUCAUUACAGGGGUGUUUAAAGCAAAAAAGUAAUAACUACAAUCUGUUUCUUUGAGUGUGUAAAUAUUUUAUUUUGCCAAAGAUUUUAUCUCACUUUUGUAUGCAUUUUGCGUUUGAGUAUUGAUCACGCUCCAGUUGACUGAUGAGCCGAAGUGUGGCUCAUUGUUUUAGGUGAGGAGGAGCUUCCACUCAGUGCAGAGACUGGCUUUAGCAUGAAAAUGCAUUCGGCUCAGGCCACAUUUCUUUAGCCUUAAGGAACUACUCCAAUAACAAGAAUAAUGCAAAGCACUUAACAUUCACGAGCUGGCAAAAGAGCACCAAGAAAACUAUUAAAUGUGUUGUAGAGAUCUUUGAAAGUCUUCCUUCAGCAUUCAAGCAGUAUGAAUAGUAAAGUGCACAUUAUAAAACACAUGCUUGUAUGCAUUGCUUGUCUUAUUACGAAUUUCACUUGACCAGUAGGCUUAGAACUGUUUACUUACUAUUUAUUGUGUAGAUGACAAUAUGUUUCAAAAUUUCGAUCGUAAUGCCCUUUAAAGAAAUGAAUAAAUAAAUGAGUAAAUAAAAGAAAAAAACAAAAGAUCCCUCACCCAUAUUUCUGUAUUAAAGUCAACAAUGUUGCUUAACUUCAUGUGCUCAGCUAUUAUAGCUCUUGGCAUAGAAUGUGUGAAUGUGCUACUAUUGCUGUACAGACCCAUGUGUUAUUUGCAUUAUAUUGUAUGGCUUAAUUGUUUUUGCAAGACAAAAAAAAAAAAACCUAUUAAAAAGCAACCAAACUCAGCUACAUUAAAGUACACUGUUACUUGGAA
Messenger RNA from Clarias gariepinus (North African catfish), 8245 nucleotides. It is a transcript of the gene tns1b, whose product is annotated as tensin 1b. Gene Ontology annotation, biological process: fibroblast migration. The coding region runs from base 247 to 5517 and encodes 1756 amino acids. Gene Ontology annotation, molecular function: protein binding. The record is from RefSeq and is a predicted model, not a curated record. The transcript is spliced from 33 exons. NCBI's taxonomy places the organism in Eukaryota, Metazoa, Chordata, Actinopteri, Siluriformes, Clariidae.